AUGUAUCCAAUCCAAUUAUUAUUCUCGGUCUCGCUGCACAUGUACAUUAUUAGUACUACAUCUCAAUCGACAGGAUACAGCAAAGAAAAGAUGACAACUACAGCAGCGGUAGCAGGGUCAGAAAUCAAGGCAGAGGAGGAUCGAUCCCUGCCUCCUCGACAAUCGGAAUCAGAUGAUAAUGAUAAUAAUAAGAUACCCAACAUCACAAGAUCUCUUGCCUCCUUCGUCGCAGAGACAACACCUCGCCAGAUCCCAGACCAUGUGAAAGACUGGCUCAAAUCGCUUCUGCUGGACUAUGUCGGCGUGACUGCGUAUGCUGCUGCGAGGGCGGAGUCGAGUGGGCCUUUCUUCGACGCUGUCCGGACCCUGUAUCCGGGGGUCGAAGCUGUCAAUGGCAAUCGUUCUUGUACGGUGUUUGGGAGACGCUCCACGUGGCUACCGCAAGCUGCGGCCCUACUCAACGGCGCCUUUGCGCAUUCCCUCGACUUUGACGACACGCACAUGGGCGCCGUCGUCCAUCCCGGCGUGACGGUCAUCUCUGCCGCUUUGGCAGAAGGCGAGCUGCGUGCGGCGGACGGUGCCACGUUCCUCGCUGCCCUGGCCGUGGGGUACGAGGUCGUCUGUCGUCUGGGUCUGGGUCUGGGGACGGGCGGAUUCGAGCGAGGUUUCCACAACACGUCGACGGCGGGGAUCUUUGGAGCCAUUGCAGCCAUUUGCAAACUGCGAGGCUUGGAUGCUGCAACCGUCGAAGGCGCCUUCGGCAUUGGCGGGUCCAAGGCAGCGGGCUCGAUGCAGUAUCUCCAGAACGGGGAGUGGAACAAGCGACUGCACCCGGGGUUUGCAGCCCACGAUGCGUUUCUGUGCGUGGCGUUGGCGCAGGCGGGUGUGUUGGGUGCUGAAAGGGCGAUUGAGGGAGACCAUGGCUUCCUACGUGCGUAUACCAGUCGGGAUAUUAGCCGUCGUGAUCUGGAGAGAAUCGUCGACGGGCUGGGCUCGCAGUGGACGCUGAUGGAGACGGCCAUCAAGCCGUAUCCAGCCUGUCGUUGCGCGCAUUCUGGCAUCGAUCUGUCUGCUGCGUUGCGUCUGUCGCCGAAGAACCAGCUCCAGCUGCAGCACAUCGAGUCUCUCCGCCUGGACCUCUCUCCCUCGUUCUACAACCUCGUCGGCGAACCGCUCCCCAACAAGAUCCAUCCCGCGAACAUCGUCGACGCGCACUUCAGCGCCUACUACCACGUAGCUGUAGCCUGGCUGUACGGCGCACAGACCGGCUGGGCCGUAUACGACCACCUGCAAGACGAGCGAGUCCACGCCCUGACGGAGCGGAUCACCAUCACGCAGGACAGUCCGGAGCUUACCACCCCGCUGCAAGCACGUCUGACGGUGCGGUACGUCGACGGGUCAGAGGAGAGCAAAUUCCAGGAGGCGCCGCUGGGGGAGCCGUCCUUGAAUCCGAUUCCGGCGGGCGUCAUCGAGAACAAGUUCCAUUCUCUGGUCGAUCCGGUUUUUGGUGAGGAUAGGGCGAGACGUAUAAAGGAGGUUGUUGAAGGACUUUCUUCCGAAGAGGGUAGUACAGCGGUAACUGUGAAGGAUUUGAUGGGUUUGGUUCGUAGUUCGCUGAAGCAAUCCUCAAUACAAGAUUCUACCUAUCCAACAGUCAACUGCAUUUUAUCUCAGUACAUCACUCAUGCAGUCUCGAGUAAUCAAUCAAUCAUCAACCAAGACUCUGUUUAUCUUUCUAGAAAUAACAAUACGUGUGCUACGUGUGCUACUACCCACCUGGUAGGUAGUAUACAUGUAGCGAGGAGAAAACUGUGCUCGCAUAAAGAGUACACUUUCUUAAAGAAAGAGUACACUAGUCCUUCCCCACGCUCACAGGGCACUUACAUAUUAACUGUCAAAUUAACUCCUAGUCAGAACGUCAAGCUCGGCUCAGCAGCCGAAAGAAGGGAGUAA
This is a messenger RNA of Rasamsonia emersonii CBS 393.64, 1953 nucleotides long. RefSeq lists its product as uncharacterized. NCBI's taxonomy places the organism in Eukaryota, Fungi, Ascomycota, Eurotiomycetes, Eurotiales, Trichocomaceae. The record is from RefSeq and is a predicted model, not a curated record. The coding region runs from base 1 to 1953 and encodes 650 amino acids. Gene Ontology annotation, molecular function: lyase activity. The transcript is spliced from 7 exons.